Molecule: messenger RNA, 1304 nt
Organism: Wasmannia auropunctata (little fire ant)
Lineage: Eukaryota; Metazoa; Arthropoda; Insecta; Hymenoptera; Formicidae
Exons: 3
Coding region: 697-1200 (167 amino acids)
Cellular component (GO): membrane
Source: RefSeq, a predicted model, not a curated record
UUUUAUAAGUUCUGCGAACAAAACAGAUCAGUGAGCACUCACUCAGUGAUUCUUAAUUACAAUUGGCUUUUAUACAUAUUAAUUGAGGUACAAUUACAUGCAAACGUCGAGCGUCGAGCACCGCGGCGAGUAUCUGCGCAGAAAAUUAUUGCGCAUCUGAAUCUCUAGAUUCCAACUUCUUGACCAUUCUGACGCUAAUGGUAAGCUAAGAGAGGUUAUGUUGUGCAUUGCUGUUGUAAUACUGAAAAUUUAUAUUUAUUUACAUUAUAUAAUGUAAACGACAAUUAAGAUUCCAUUACUAGCAGUACAUACAUCCUAAUUAAUUCAGUGCAUUUCAGUAAAAUUAUAAAACAUGUUAUUGCGCAUGCUCGAUGCUUGAUGUUUUCAUGUUAUGAUACUUCGACUGUAUAUCAACAUUAUUAAUAUUAUCAACGAUUAUGUUAUCUUUCUUUUUUACGUCGCGCAUAUAUGUAUAUAUGUAAAUACAUAACUUGUGAAGGCAAUUUUUAUGCACGGGAAAUAAGAAAGUUAGCAGUUUAAUGCAUAGUAUACAAUGUCUAUGGUAUUGGGACUUAUAACCCCUCACUAGCACAGUGUUCAGACAAGAGUACAUAGCCAGUAACGCGCCGGCUUUCCCCGUGGACACGGAGAGAACGUUAAGCAGAUAAGGUCUACAGUGUGAUCGCGCCAGGGACAAUGCUAGCGAACGGGACUAUAAACGAGAAAUACGAGCUAUGGUGGUCUAUAUAUGCUUGGUGGUCGGCUUUGCUCACGUUGAAGAUGAUGUGGCUAACGUGGCAGACUGGGCAAAUCCGAUGGAAAAAACAGAUAAUUCACAGCGAGGAAGACAGAAUGUGGAUGAUGAAAGAAAAGGACAUAACUUUAUGUACAACUGGCGAUGGUCAUCCUGACGUAAUUCGCAUACGAAGUGCUCACCGACGUGAUGUCGAGACUGUAUGUACUUUUAUGAUUUUUGUGCCGCUCUGGUUGAGUGUCGAAACAUGCAAUUCUACAGUGAAGAUCUUAAUACCUGGUUUUGCAUUAAUCAAUAUAUUGUAUACUUUGAUUUAUCUGCAAAUUUUGCGAAUGUCUGUUAUUUGGAAAACCUCCUCAGCUGUAAUAUCGUAUUGCAUAUUGACUUAUAUAUGUACAAUUACUGCAGUUAGAAUGUCUAUUCCUAUCUUAGCUCUACUAAUUUAGUCAAGAAAAUAAAAAUGAAGAGAAUUGUGAAAUCUGUGUGCGAUGUUAAUCCAUUUAUUGUACUAUAAUCUUUGCAGAGAAAUAAACGCAUCUAAAUAAUCUAA